Messenger RNA from Protopterus annectens (West African lungfish), 1713 nucleotides. Its product is annotated as formin-like protein 5. Lineage: Eukaryota; Metazoa; Chordata; Ceratodontiformes; Protopteridae. The record is from RefSeq and is a predicted model, not a curated record.
AUGGCUGCCGCCGCCGCCGCCGCCGCGCGCGCGCACCUGCCGCCACCACCGCCACCUGCUGCCGCCGCCGUACGCCACGCGCCUUAUGCCGCCGCAUACGCCGCCGCGCCACAGGCCGCCGCAGGGCACCACCUGCCAGCCGCGCGCCGCCGCGCGCGCGCGCCGCCGCCGCCACCGGCCGCACCGCACAGCGCUGCCGCCGCCAGCGCGCCGCCGCGCCGCCAGCCUGCACUGCCGCCGCGCCGCCGCCGCCGCGCGCCUGCCGCCGCCGCCGCCGCCAUAUCGCUGCCGCCAGCCGCCGCCGCCGUGCCGCCACCACCACCACCUGCCGCCGCCUGCCUGCCGAAGGGGCCGCCAGCGCCGCCGCCGCCACGCCUGCCUCGCCACGCCAGCCGCCGCCGCCGCCCGCCGCGCCGCCGAUUGCCCGCCGCCGCGCCACCACCUGCCCGCCGCACCGCCGCCGCGCCGCCGCCAGCGCCGCCGCCGCGCCCGCCGCUGCCGCGCCAGCCGCCGCCGCCUGCCUGCCUGCCGCCUGCCGCCGCCGCGCGCCGCGCCGCCGCCUGCCGCCAGCCGCCGCCUGCCGCGGAGCCGCCGCGCCGCCGCCACGCCAUGCCGCGCCGCCCGCCGCCGCCGCCGCCGCCACGCCGGCCACGCCGCACCACACAGCCUGCCCGCCCGCAGCCGCGCCGCGCAGCCGGCCGCAGCGCGCUGCGCCACACAGGCCUGCGCCGCCGCCGCAGGCCGCCGCCAGCCGCGCCGCCGCCGCCGCACCAUACGCCUGCCACACUUAGCCGGGCCAGCCGCACCACCGCCGCCGCGCGCCGCCGCGCCGCCGCGCGCGCCGCGCGCGCACCGCACCUGCCGCCACGUGCCGCCGCCGCGCCGCGCGCCGCCGCGCACCACAUACCUGCCUGCUGCUACCACUCCACUCCGCCGCCGCCGCCGAAUAUGGCCGUACGCCGCCGUGCGCCGCCGCCGCCAGCCGCUAGCCGCCUGAAGCGCGAGCAGGCACCGCCAUAUUUAUGCCGCCGCCGCCGCCGCCGCCGCCGCCGCCGCCGCCGGCGCCGCCACGCCGCCGCCACCACCUGCAGGUCGAAGGCUGCCGCCGCCGAGUUAUGCCGCCGCCGCCACAGGAACAGCCGCCGCCAUAACGCCGCUGCACCGCCGCCGCCGCCGCCGCCGCCGCGCCGCCGCCUGCCGCCGCCAGCCACACGCCGCCGCCUACCAUUAGCCACUGCCGCCGCCGCCGCCGCCGCCGCCGCCGCCGCCUCAGCCGCCUGGCCGCCUGCCGCCGCGCCAUUGCCACGCCGCCGCCGCCGCGCCGCCGCCGCCCGCCGCCGCCUGCCGCCUGCCGCCCGCCGCCGCCGCCGCCGCCGCCGCCGCCGCCGCCGCCAGCCACGCCAGCGCCGCCGCCUGCCGCCGCCGCCGCCGCCGCCGCCGCCGCCGCCGCCGCCGCCGCCGCCGCCGCCGCCGCCACGCGCCGCCGCACCGCCGCCGCCGCUGCGCCGCCGCCGCCACGCCACGCCGCCGCCGCCGCCGCUUAUCGCCGCCGCCGCCGCCGCCGCCGCCGCCGCGCCGCCGCACGCCACGCCGCCGCCGCACAGAAGGGCCGCCGCCGCCGCCAGCCGCCGCAUACCGCCGAAUACAGGCCGCCGCCAGGGUGCGCCGCCGCCGGGUGCGCGCCGCCGCCGCCGCCGCCGCCGCCGCCGGUAG